Cuscuta campestris is the source of this 2794-nucleotide messenger RNA. The record is from the annotation of a GenBank genome assembly. Lineage: Eukaryota; Viridiplantae; Streptophyta; Magnoliopsida; Solanales; Convolvulaceae.
UGCUUUUGUUACCCUUCUCGGUCUCAUAUUGAAAUAAGUUGUUAAGUUUGUAAAUCUAUGUGUAGUUAUAUAAGAGAGGAAGAGAUGGAAGAACGCAAAUGGAAAGAGAUAGAAGCUUCUCUUAUGUCAUCUAUUCCCAAUGCUGGCAACAGAGAAGCAGCUGCUGUUCGUGCAGUUGGAGGUGAUUCAGUUUUUGAUGAUUCUUUUGCUCGUGAGAGAGUUUCAAGCAUUGCACGCCGCAUACGUGCAGGCCAGUUAUCUCGGCGAGCACUCCAGCUGGAGUCGGGACCAGUUUGUCUCUGGGAGUUUCUUGUUGCUGGGUCUGAGCAAGGCAUUGAAGCUGGACAAGUUGGACUUAGAUUAAUUACCAAGGGCGAUAGACAAACUACAGUCUCAAAGGAGUGGAGUGUAGGUGCGAGCAACAUUGCUGAUGGAAGGUGUGGACGACUGGGUGAUUGUUGGUUUCUGAGUGCAGUUGCUGUUUUAACUGAGGUUUCACGAAUAUCGGAAGUUAUAAUUACACCUGAAUACAAUGAGGAAGGAAUAUACACAGUUCGUUUCUGUAUCCAGGGGGAAUGGGUUCCUGUUGUUAUUGAUGAUUGGAUACCCUGUGAGUCACCUGGUAAACCUGCAUUUGCCACCAGCAGGAAGAAAAAUGAAUUGUUGGUCUCUAUCUUGGAAAAAGCUUAUGCUAAGCUUCAUGGUUCUUAUGAGGCAUUGGAAGGUGUACUUGUCCAAGAUGCUCUUGUUGAUGUCACUGGGGGUGCGGGUGAGGAAAUUGAUAUGAGAAGUACUGAAGCACAGAUCGAUCUUGCUAGUGGAAGGUUAUGGUCUCAAGUGUUACGGUUCAAUCAAGAAGGUUUUCUACUUGGUGCUGGUAGUGCUUCAGUAGCAGUUGUUCAAUGCAACUUUCGACGCUCAUCAUGGGUCUUCUGGAAACAGCCGCUCUAUGUUUUAAACAUUGUUUUAAACAUAGGGGUCAGACUGCGUACAUCCGACCCCCCCAUCCCGCAAUGGGCGGGAGCCGUUGAGGCAUUGGGGGUACGAGAAGUAGAUGGUUAUAAACUUGUUCAGAUCAGAAACCCAUGGCAAAUGAGGUUGAGUGGAAUGGUCCUUGAUCUAAUUAAUCGCCUGAAUGGACAGACGAUGAAACACAAGCUCCAACAUGUCCCCCAGGCAAAAGAUGGCAUAUUCUGGAUGUCUUGGCCAGAUUUUCAAAUACACUUCAGGUCUAUUUAUGUUUGUCGUGUGUAUCCACCGGAUAUGCGUUAUUCUGUUCAUGGACAGUGGCGAGGUUGUAGUGCUGGUGGCUGCCAGGAUUAUGAUACAUGGCAUCAGAACCCACAAUUUUGUCUGAAAGCCAGAGGGCCCGAUGCUUCUUUGCCCAUUCAUGUUUUCAUUACCUUAACUCAGGUGCUCCUUUCACCUUCAAUAGUAGUCUAUUCCCCAAGGGUGUUACCUGUGUAUGUAUACGAUGCACAUACAGAUUGUGGGAAAAACGUCAGUGGUGCAUUUCUUUUGCUUUAUGGCGUUGCAUUAGCUAUUGAAGGAUGGGGUGUAGUUGCAAGUUUGAAAAUCUACCCCCCUUUCGCUGGAGCUGCUGUUUCAGCAAUUACCCUUGUCGUAGCUUUUGGAUUCGCUGUCUCUCGCCCUUGUUUGACUCUCGAGACCAGAAACGCGUUAUCUGGAACUUACUCUGCUCCCCAGAGAGAAGCAGCUGCAGUAGCAGCUGCUGUUCGUGCAGUUGGAGGUGAUUCAGUUUUUGAUGAUUCUUUUGCUCGUGAGAGAGUUUCAAGCAUUGCACGCCGCAUACGUGCAGGCCAGUUAUCUCGGCGAGCACUCCAGCAAGGCAUUGAAGCUGGACAAGUUGGACUUAGAUUAAUUACCAAGGGCGAUAGACAAACUACAGUCUCAAAGGAGUGGAGUGUAGGUGCGAGCAACAUUGCUGAUGGAAGGUGGCAUAUAGUUACAUUGCCUGUAGAUGCUGAUUUAGGUGAAGUAUCUUGGGAUCUAGAUGGUAAUUUUGAUGGCUAUCAGACAGGGCUACCACUGCAUAAUGGUAGUUGCGUAUGGGAGCAAGGAACAGAGGGACGACUGGGUGAUUGUUGGUUUCUGAGUGCAGUUGCUGUUUUAACUGAGGUUUCACGAAUAUCGGAAGUUAUAAUUACACCUGAAUACAAUGAGGAAGGAAUAUACACAGUUCGUUUCUGUAUCCAGGGGGAAUGGGUUCCUGUUAUUAUUGAUGAUUGGAUUCCCUGUGAGUCACCUGGUAAACCUGCAUUUGCCACCAGCAGGAAGAAAAAUGAAUUGUGGGUCUCUAUCUUGGAAAAAGCUUAUGCUAAGCUUCAUGGUUCGUAUGAGGCAUUGGAAGGUGGACUUGUCCAAGAUGCUGUUGAUGUCACUGGGGGCGCGGGUGAGGAAAUUGAUAUGAGAAGUACUGAAGCACAGAUCGAUCUUGCUAGUGGAAGGUUAUGGUCUCAAGUGUUACGGUUCAAUCAAGAAGGUUUUCUACUUGGUGCUGGUAGUGCUUCAGGUUCAGAUGUGCAUAUUUCUUUGAAUGGUAUUGUUCAAGGCCAUGCCUUCUCAAUAUUGCAGGUACGAGAAGUAGAUGGUUAUAAACUUGUUCAGAUCAGAAACCCAUGGGCAAAUGAGGUUGAGUGGAAUGGUCCUUGAUCUGAUUCAUCGCCUGAAUAGACAGACAGGAUGAAACACAAGCUCCAACAUGUCCCCCAGGCAAAAGAUGGCAUAUUCUGGAUGUCUUGGCAAGAUUUUCAAAUACACUUCAGGUCUAUUU